AGGAGGAAGUCUUUCACUUUUCAUUUGCUGUAAAGCUAACGCUAGUUAGCAGGCGUCCACAACUUUAGUAACGGCUACAAAUUACAACGUGCGAACUGAUAUUACCUUCUUAACAGUGGACUUGUGUGAACACGGAGACUGUGUAGUCUGACGUGACGUUAUUGUCUUAACUGGACAGCUCGGUGGCAGUUUGUAGAGCUAGGUAACGGUAAAAUUCGGGAUAGCUAACGUAACUGCUAACAUAGCUAACGUCAUCCAAAUGUAAACGGUUUUGUUUUGAAGUGGUGUAAUGUGUAACAGAUGAAAAUGCAGUUAAAACGGGUCCAUAAUCAAGAUGUUUGGUGAUUAAAAUCGAGACAGCCUUCUUGCUUAAUAAGCCGACUUUGUCAGCUAGCAGCGACUUGAAGGAAACUAAGGCUGUGGAGAAGCCAUGGCAGAUGAAAAUACACAGUUCUGUGGCAACUGCAAGCAUGACAUCCCAGAGGCCAAUUUCACCACUCAUGAGAUCCACUGCCGAAGAAACAUUGCUCUGUGUGAGGUGUGCCAGGAGCCAGUGCCCCGCUCAGAUCUGCAGGAGCACAAGGACCAGGAGCAUAUGCAAAUUACAUGCAAGUGUGGCUUGAAGAUUGAGAAGAGUCAUAUUGAUGUUCACCAGAGCACUGAAUGCACCCAGCGGCUGGUGCCGUGCCAGUACUGUGACCUCGAGCUUGUUUUCAGUCAGGCCGAAGAGCAUGAAGAUUACUGUGGUGCACGCACUGAGCCCUGUCCACUCUGCAAGUGCAAUGUGAUGUUGAGGGAGAUAGCUGUUCAUCCAGCCUUGUGUGGAAGUCUCACACCACCUCAAGAGAGAAACAACAGCCGGAUGAGUCACAUUCCCGCAGAGCCAAGGGCGUGGUUUGAAACCCACUCCAUCAGAAACCCUCUGAGAGCCCAACAGGAAGUUCCCAAGAACAACAACAUUAGUGCAGCGGAGCGUAGAGCCUUUCUUGAUACCAGAGUGUUUAACAGUACCUGGGGACCUCACGGCCUAGGAGAUGGGAAGACAGCUGCCCCCAGGAAUACAGAAUUUACCAACUUGCUGGACCAGGAACAAACCCUGAACAACAACAACAACAGUGCGUGGCCACAUGUGGACCUGUCGCCUGAUGAUGACUCAUCUAACCUGGACUACCUGUUGGCGCUAAGCCUGCAGAAUGAUGGGGACCAAGGCAUAGAAGCAUCCCUGUGGACUGAUGUGUGGGACCAAAAACUUGGAAGGACCUCCAAUAGCUCCCUUGUCUCUUCGCGCUCUCCCCCCAACAACAACUACCAUCUUCUUGCUAUGGGCACAAGUUCAAGUGCAGUGCCGGACCACGAUCAAACCGAUACCAUGCUGCCUUGUGAGUUUUGUGAGGAGCUUUUCCCUGAAGAAGACCUCAUUUUGCAUCAGACUGGUUGCAGUCCAGCCUCAGCCUUUGCCUCUUUCAGCAAGCAGCCCUCAUCUCCACCUAAAGAGGACAGGGUGAGCAGGAGUGUGAGGAGACUGGUGCACAACUUGCCUGACACCCUUACUUCCAAUCUCCCUACCUUCCCUCGGUCCAUCUCCCCAGUUUCCUACAGUCCUCCAGCCAGUCCACUAGAGGGCGAUCUGGUCAUUCCAUGUGAGUUCUGUGGCAUCGCUCUGGAGGAGUCUGUUGUCUUCCACCAUCAGGAUAAAUGCGACCUUCGACCCCGCACUGCCCAUCCUAUGAAUAAUAUCACAAAAGCAUCUCUUAAAAAACCCUUGAUCCCCUCAAAAGAGACCCUUGGGACGACUUCGCCUGAUUUACAGAGGAGAAUAAAGCACCAGGCAGACCCCUUGGAUGAGCGCAUUGGGCUCGACAGGGAGAGACCAGCGGUGCAAAAUAUAAGGGAAUGGCAGAGAGUCUACAGUGGACUGCCAACCCAAAGGAAGAUGCCAAACUGUGAUGCUCAUGUGAAAAACAGACCUCAGCACGGCAGGGAAGCAGAGGCAGCUCAGUCGUCUCUCAGUGACACUGAAAAUUUUGGAUCUGCACCUCUAAAGGGACUUCAUCAACCAGAAAAUAAAGAGGGGCGAAAGAACACUAGGAAUCCAGGGACAAAGUUGCCGAAGAAGCAGAACGAGGAGCAGCAAGACGAGUGAGAGCAGGGCUGUGUGGAGAAAAAGAUGCCCAUCAUAUCUCACCCUCAUCUCCUUCACUCUUAUCACUUUUGUACUCUAUUGCAACCAAAACAUGUCCACAUCAGAUAAGUGCCUGUGUAAGUAGUAGACGUGCAGUUUACUAUAUGAAGAGAUUUAGCCAUUAAACUUCAGAUGAAUUAAUUUAGUGAUCAGAAUAUUUUGCUUUAUGUUCAGUUUUUGUUUAAAAUAUUACUGUGUAUGACAUCCAGCCUUAUCUGACGCUUUUUUGAAAUGUACUGCAUUUUGCCUCAGUUUGACUUUUAGUUAUCCAAGUUAUUGUCAUGUAAUGAUAACAUCAUUACAAACAUAGCCACAAACAUAUUUGUUACCUCUGCCUACGUUUUGCUUUCUUUGUCACUUAAGGGGUUUUUCUCAGUGCCCCCUGUAGUUUCUGCUUCUUUAUGUAAUCUAAAGCACUUGGACAGAUUAUUUUGCUAAAAAGGGCUUAAGGAACAGAAUUGAUAACUUAAUGCAUCUGACCAAGAAAAAAAUCAUUCAACAUUUGUCGUUCUCUGAUUUGGUUUGAUCUUUUUUUUUGUUUUAAUUAAAUCAUAUUGAUGCUUUGUAUGAUGCAAUGGAUGUCUUGAUAGCUUUUAAGCAAUGUCCCAUUUCAUGUUUGUUUCAAGUUGUAUGUAGUCAGAUUUAUCUGAUGUGUACUCCUAUCCCAGAUAGAAACCCUAAGUUAAUUGACAAGAUAUGUAGUAUGUCUUUUAUGUAUCAUAGGAUUGUUUUUUUUUUGUUUGUUUUUUUUUUAAAUACUGAACUGAACAGGGAUAAGCACCCAUGUGCCAUGGAGUGCCAAGACCUGACUGGACGUUUUUCACUUCAAGCAGAGUGCACCAGGGGAUUUCACUUGUCAGCACCCCUGCUGUUCAAACACAGAGGAGGAAGGACGGGUCAGUGAAAUUACCCAGUGUGAUUUUUUGCUUGCAGUAGAUUGGACCUACAUACUCUUGGCACUCCAUGGCACACGGUUGCCUAACACUGGUGUAGGAUUUUAACACUGCUGAGAUUCUUUGCUUUAUGUGUAUAAUAAAUAUUUUUAAUGACAAAGGAAAACUA
Myripristis murdjan (pinecone soldierfish) is the source of this 3244-nucleotide messenger RNA. RefSeq names its product TRAF-type zinc finger domain containing 1 (gene trafd1). NCBI's taxonomy places the organism in Eukaryota, Metazoa, Chordata, Actinopteri, Holocentriformes, Holocentridae. Bases 431 to 2143 code for a protein of 570 amino acids. The record is from RefSeq and is a predicted model, not a curated record. The transcript has 12 exons. Gene Ontology annotation, cellular component: mitochondrion. Gene Ontology annotation, biological process: negative regulation of innate immune response.